Alexandromys fortis (reed vole) is the source of this 2821-nucleotide messenger RNA. RefSeq names its product myosin binding protein H (gene Mybph). Gene Ontology annotation, molecular function: protein binding. Bases 1 to 1539 code for a protein of 512 amino acids. The record is from RefSeq and is a predicted model, not a curated record. Lineage: Eukaryota; Metazoa; Chordata; Mammalia; Rodentia; Cricetidae. The transcript is spliced from 9 exons.
AUGACAGGAAAAACCAGCUCUGAGGCUUCUGUCUCCAGUCCAAGUGAGACAGCCACCUCUGAGGCUUCUGUCUUGAAUCCAAGCGAGACAGCGCCUGAGCCUGCCCAGGUGCCCACCAUGGAGUCUUCUGGAGAGGUGGUAGCAUCAGAGUCCACGGGGCAAGAGCAGGCUCCAGAGCCACAGAAGCCUGACUCUCAGGCACUGGACCCCGAAGCCCCUGAAGCUCCUGCCAUACCCGCAACCGCUAAGCCUGAACCUCCAAGUGAAGAUGUCCCCAGUGCCCCACUGCAGCUGACCUUGGAGGAUGUGAGCCAGAGCUCCCUGACUGUGAGCUGGGAGCCCCCCGAGAAGCUGGGGAAGCUGGGGCUUCAAGGCUAUGUAUUGGAGCUCUGUCGAGAGGGAGCCUCAGAAUGGGUGCCUGUGAAUCCCCGGCCCGCGAUGGUGACCCAGCAGACGGUUCGAAACCUGGCCCUGGGAGACAAGUUCUUCCUGCGUGUGACUGCAGUUAGCUCCGCAGGGGCGGGCCCUGCAGCUGUACUGGACCACCCUGUCCACAUCCAAGAGAUCAUUGAAGCCCCCAAGAUCCGUGUUCCCCGACACCUUCGGCAGACCUACAUCCGCCGGGUGGGAGAGUCCGUCAACCUGCAAAUCCCCUUCCAGGGGAAGCCCAAACCACAGGCCUCCUGGACCCACAACGGCCAUGCCCUGGACAGCCAGCGGGUGAACGUGCGCACGGGGGACCAGGACUCCAUCCUCUUCAUUCGCUCCGCUCAGCGCUCAGACUCAGGCCGCUACGAGCUCACUGUGCGUCUGGAAGGCUUGGAAGCCAAGGCCAACAUUGACAUCCUCGUGAUUGAGAAGCCUGGGCCCCCGAGUAGCAUCAGGCUACUGGAUGUCUGGGGUUGCAAUGCCGCCCUCGAAUGGACUCCCCCCCAGGACACAGGCAACACAGAGCUCCUGGGCUACACGGUGCAGAAGGCGGACAAGAAGACAGGGCAAUGGUUCACGGUGUUGGAACGUUACCACCCCACCACCUGCACCAUCUCAGACCUCAUCAUUGGGAACUCCUACUCCUUCCGGGUCUUCUCGGAAAACCUGUGUGGCCUCAGUGAUGCGGCCACCACCACCAAGGAGCUGGCUCACAUCCAGAAGGCAGAUAUCACUGCCAAACCUAAGGGGUUUAUUGAGCGAGACUUCUCAGAAGCCCCGUCUUUCACCCAGCCCCUGGCUGACCACACCUCUACUCCCGGCUACAGCACACAACUCUUCUGCAGCGUCCGAGCUUCACCCAAGCCCAAGAUCAUCUGGAUGAAAAACAAGAUGGAUAUCCAGGGUGACCCAAAGUACCGCGCAGUUUCUGAGCAAGGGGUCUGCACCCUGGAGAUUAGGAAGCCCAGCCCUUUUGACUCUGGGGUCUACACAUGCAAGGCCAUCAAUGUGCUAGGGGAGGCCUCUGUGGACUGCCGAUUAGAGGUCAAAGGUGAGAGUCUGAAGGUUCCCUUAGUUCCUGGCCAUGGGGGACAAGUAGACUCCUCUUAGGAGAAGGACUAGAUGCAACUCAAGAGUGAAAACUGGAGCAGGAGGCAGGAGUAGGGGAGCGUUAUGGACAGGUUGUGUGACUUUCCAGGUGGGAAGAUGUUCUAGUUGGGGAUCGGGGCACUGGGGAUCGAACCUCAAACCUCCCAGUUCCCUCCUGUCUUCCCCCAUGGGCUAACCUGUAGGAUCUCUUUCAGCCUCUGCCACACACUGAGGAGCAACAUGGCAGACUGGGACAAGGAGACAGGUGAGCAGAUGGACCCACUCCUUCAGCUAACUCCAGUGAGCACAUGGUCGAAGAGGACACUGGGAAGGGAGAACCCACUUCCCAGGCCCAAAGCAUCACUGAGGAAGAGCUAGGCAGGAAGGGAAGGCAGUAGACAGAUCUGGGUACAAUUUUGCAGCUAAAGUCAACUAGCACGCAUGUUCAAUUUGGUAAAGACAGGGUAGGGCUGGGCCACGCUGGGGAGGUCUGGAAGGGAAAAAGGUACAGCGUGGGUGGUCACAGGACAGGAUCUAGCCUCGACUUUGAGUGACUAUAAACAUAGAUAUCUUCUUCGCAACUUUUUCCUCAUCAGAAAAGUAGGGACCCAGCCCUUGUCCUUCCUUCUUUAUUUAGUGGCUCCGAGGUUCUGGAAGAACUAGGAAGUUCUAGGGCUACACUAGGCAGAGUUCAGCCUUGAGAACUGAGCCUAAGAAAAGACAGAGAAGGGUGGAGGUGACUCUCCACCUGACCCCCCUACUUCUCUUCUGGCAGCUUGGUCACAUACCAGGGCUCAGAAGGACAUUGUCUGCCAGGUCCUGCAGGCCUGAGGAUCGGGCCCUCAGGACCAAAAUGUCUCUCCACAGAUACCCAAGACCAAGACACCAUAGGAACAUGGAGAGGCCUCUGGUACCUGCAGGCCUCCCUCCCCCAGAAGCUGGCGUCCAGCCAGACCCAGGAGUGGGCUUGGCAGGCCUCAGGUCAGGCCUCCUGGGUACGAGAGUGCCCCAGAGGGGCAGUGACUGGUGCCCCCUGCAGAGUUGUACGCUGGGUGAGAAGCAGUCAAAUAAACGUGUGUGGUGUUACAGCAUGGGGCUUCUGUGGCAGUGAGUGUCGUGGGAAGAUACUAUGUUGCUAUGCAGGGAGACACUGUCACCACAAGGAAAGUACCAACAGGAAGGGUCUCCCGAUAGCACAGGACAGUUUUCAGACAUGUGAACGUUCCGGAUCUUGCUUCCUGAUUCACAAUGUGCUACCCUAACUGUGUAACUAUAGCAACAGAAAUACCAUCUUGGAACCUUC